AUGCCGUCCGUCGCCGAUUUACCUGCAGAACUGCUGUCGUAUAUCUUUGAAGCUUACGUCGCGCCACCCUCUGCGAACCUGCCGACCACACUGAGAGUCGUUUGCAAGCGCUGGCGGGAGAUAUCUGAGUCUACCCCCGGCAUCUGGAAUGACCUACUUCUUGGAUCCGGCACGCAGUGGACUCAGCGGGCCCUGGAAUGGUCAGGCUCAUGCCCACUGACCGUCGAUGCGGUGAAAGUCCAAGUCCAAGAGCGGCCCGACUGGCACGAUAGCAUGCUCCUGAUCCUUCCCAACAUUCAUAGGAUCAAGGGGCUGUACGUCGGAUUCCCGCCCCAUCACUUUCCUGGCAAAAUACGGCAAAUCAUGCGCAUGUUGGACGACUGCGCUGCUCCCUUGCUUGAGGCUUUUCGCAUGACCGGUCCUACCAACCCAUUAGCGAUACUCAAACUCGGCCUCAACUUUCUUUCAGCGCCUCUUCCGCGCUUGAGAGAGGUCCGGAUCUCCAACUGCAUUAUUGUUCCACAAUGCCCCAUACUGGGUGCGCCCCAACUUUCAAGCCUUACCAUACGUCAAUGCACCAUCUGGUCGACGAUGGACGAGGUUGUCGAAACCUUGAGAUUGCUCCCUCUGUUGGAGACCUUUCGUUGGGAGGAUCAGCCUCCAGAUGGCGCCACCUUUGAGGGAUCUACCCUUCUACCUCCGAACACUCUCGAGACCGGACCGACCAAGUUGUCAAACCUACGGUCGCUGGACAUCCGCCACACCAUAGAAGCUAUCGUAAACCUCAUGGACCGCAUUGAGAUGCCGUCUUCUUGCACCAUCGCGCUUGAUGCCAGUCUCGUCAAUAAUCCGGCUACAGCAAUGGUGGUUGAUGCCGUGGACCGCGUACUGUCACCGUACUUGUCUGCCAGAUUCCCUAUCGGCAGCGGCAAGGGAUAUGGGGGAUUCGUCGUCAGCGACUUUUGGCACCACAUGGCGCGCGGGUUGACGGUGCAGUGGACGAUGGACUCCGAAGCCGCCGUCGAUGACUACAGCGGUCAGAAGGGAGAUCUCUCCUUGGCCCUGCACGAAGGUCAUUUUGACGACGACGAGAUGUUGAGCAUGAUCUGGCGGAUGGUUGAUCGGUGGCCUGCCACUCGGGUCGCAGUGAGGCAUAUCGUGGCGCGGCACCCUCACGUGUUUGGCAAUCGUCCGAGCGACCUAUCGCGCUUUAUUCCCUCGUGGGUGGCAAUCCUUGGGAAGUUUGAGGCCGUAGAGAAGCUCUCUAUCUCUAGCAGAGCCAUAGCGUAUCUACCGGCGCUACUGUCCUCAUCGCAUACUCGCAUAUUCCCUCGGUUGGAGCUCAUCAUCGUCCGGUUUGCCAAGAUGACGUCGACGGACGUCGGUCUCCUCUCCACGGCGCUAUUGCAGCGGCGCGAUGGCGUCCAUUCUUCUUCUUCAAGCAAGGUCAUACUCGAGAACUGCGAGGUCGACAACGUGGACAGGCCAAAGCGGGAGAUGGUAGUCGCAUUGGGGGAAAUGCCUCGGCCAAAGGAUAAGACAAGUAUCGCAUAUCUCAUCUUUUAA
This is a messenger RNA of Peniophora sp. CBMAI 1063, 1566 nucleotides long. NCBI's taxonomy places the organism in Eukaryota, Fungi, Basidiomycota, Agaricomycetes, Russulales, Peniophoraceae. The record is from the annotation of a GenBank genome assembly.